This is a messenger RNA of Vanrija pseudolonga, 1294 nucleotides long. It is a transcript of the gene NUDT19, whose product is annotated as Nucleoside diphosphate-linked moiety X motif 19. The transcript is spliced from 3 exons. Gene Ontology annotation, molecular function: hydrolase activity, acting on acid anhydrides, in phosphorus-containing anhydrides. Bases 75 to 1175 code for a protein of 366 amino acids. The record is from RefSeq and is a predicted model, not a curated record. Gene Ontology annotation, cellular component: mitochondrion. NCBI's taxonomy places the organism in Eukaryota, Fungi, Basidiomycota, Tremellomycetes, Trichosporonales, Trichosporonaceae.
UAAAUCACAGCCGACCAUCACAAGCCCUCGCUGACAACUAGUGUUGCCUCGUCGGCCAUCCCCUCCACCAGCCCAUGCUCCUCCUCGCGCGCAGGCUAGUCGCCCAGCGCUCGUCGUCUUCGUCUCUUCUUCUCGCUCCAGCAAUAUCAGCACGCAGCAUGUCGACAAAGCCAGCAAAGCGCACGCCGCCCGAGGCGCGGCCCUCGUCGUCCAUCAUGGUCGUCUCGCCGACCAACCAGCUCCUCCUCCUCCAGCGCGUCGCCGCGUCGUCGUCCUUCGCCUCGGCGCACGUCUUCCCAGGCGGCAACCUGUCAGAGUACCACGAGACGGUGCCUGCUGUCGGCACGCCGGGGCGGCACGUCGACGGCGAAGCGUACCGUCUCGCUGCGAUCCGCGAGACGUUCGAGGAGAGCGGCAUCCUGCUCGCGCACGCCAAGGGCGGUGCGGCGGGCCAGUUGUUGCCUAUCACUGAGGCGCAGCGCGACGAGGGGCGCGGGCUCGUGCAUGGCGAUAAGAAGCGGUUCACCGAGUGGCUUGACAGUGUCGGCGGUGUUGCUGAUGUCGACGGCCUCAUCCCCUUCACGCGCUGGAUCACGCCCGUCCAGGUCCCCAAGCGCUUCACGACGCAGAUGUACGUCUACUUCCUGCCGCUGUCGACGCGCGUGUCCUCCAAGGAGAUUGUGCACACGCCGACGCACGACGGGGGCAAGGAGCACACCGAGGCCGUGUUCGCCGACCCGGGGACGUGGAUUCAAGCGGCCGGCAAGGGCGAGGUCAUCCUCUUCCCGCCCCAGCUGUACCUGCUGCACCUGCUGUCCGACUUCCUCGGCCCGAACCACGGCACAGACUAUGCGGCACAGCGCGCGGCGCUCGUCGAGUUCCUGCACAAGGUGCCCACUGGCCCCUCGGACCACCCGCUCGGCCGCAUCUCGUGGGCGGACAAGUGUAUCUCGCCCGUCGGGCUGCCCAUCACCCGCAAAGACGGCCGCGCGACCCUCAACCUCGAGGCGCCGGGCCUCGAGCUCAAGGGCUCCACCCGCGGAGGCGACCACGACCGCGUCGUGCUCGUCUCUCGCCUCACGGGCGGGCCGGGCACCCCGGGCCCGACGAACGUCGAGGUGCGGUGGAGGGACGAGGCGCUCAAGGAGGGCGUGCGGAACGAGGGCAAGUUGUAAGGGGGCAGAAGGAGCAGAGUGACAUGGAGCAACACGUGGAUGCGCCGGGAUUCCUACAUGCACAUAGCAGAAGACAUAAGACAUGUACGUUGUAGAAGACGACGAGGACGUUGUCGUUG